AUGUGCUCAGGGACGGGGAGCCUCGACGAGAAGAUCCACCAGCCCCCACAGUCACAUCUGUCGGGCCGAGGAACCCUCUCGGACGAGCACGCCGGCGUCAUCUCCGUCCUCGCCCAGCAGGCAGCCAAGCUCACCUCUGACCCGACCGAUACGCCCGUGGUGUGCCUGGAGUCGGACAGCGGGAAUAUCAUGAUCCAGAAGCACGACAGCAUCACUGUAGCAGUGCACAAGCUGGCAUCCUGA
This is a messenger RNA of Opisthocomus hoazin, 243 nucleotides long. The record is from RefSeq and is a predicted model, not a curated record. NCBI's taxonomy places the organism in Eukaryota, Metazoa, Chordata, Aves, Opisthocomiformes, Opisthocomidae.